Miscanthus lutarioriparius is the source of this 1188-nucleotide messenger RNA. The record is from the annotation of a GenBank genome assembly. Lineage: Eukaryota; Viridiplantae; Streptophyta; Magnoliopsida; Poales; Poaceae.
AUGGAGUCCCUCCGCUCCCCCACCCUCCCCGAACCCACCAGCCCGCCGGCCGCCAACCCGGCGCCGCCGGCCACCCAGCCCAACCCCCCCCACCCCUGCUCCACCUCUAGAGGUAAGCGGCCGGCUUCCCUCUCUCCCCACGCACCACCCUUCUUCCCCAGCGGCAACCCAGGGCGUUCCAAGACCAUGCGUUGGUCGGACGACGCCGUCUACUCCGACUACGAGAGCGAGGCCGAAACCGCGCCGUCGGCGAAACCAUCCUUCCUCGACGUCGUCCGCCGGGGCUCUUCGGCACAGGUAGGCCUGGAGGCAGGGACCACAUCCCAGCCGCACACCUGUGCUGUCGAGACGCAGCCAGUGGCGACUGUGCGGGAAGACGGCGCCCACUCGGCGCGUCGCAAGCGGAAGCCUAGGCGCCCAUCCGGCGGGUACGGGUCGGCGCAUCCCCGCCUAGCAGCGACUGGGCAGCCGGGCGCCGACAGCUCAGUCGUGGAUGACCGUGAGCCCCUACUACCUGGUCACCCAGAGGAGCGGCAGUGGGAGAGCGCGGUCAUCAUUCAGCGCAGCGCGGUCAUCGACGCCGCCGAAGCAGGUCUUCGGCUGGCUCUCACGGCCAUGGCGGCUGAUGCGACGCACAUCGUGUCCAUCGCUGACGCGGCGCGGGCCAUCCGGAGCAUCAACGGUGUGGUGGAGGGCUCAUUCUCUAUCGCUCUGUUCUACCCCGAGAACUUCCUUGUCCGGUGCCAGUCCAUGCAGGUCCAGGACAGAAUCCUGGCCGCGCCGCCGUUGCAUGUGCCCGGGACAUGGCUGGUGCUGCGUCCAUGGACGCGCCUGGCUCAUGCAAAAACAGCAACGAUGAAGUUCAAGACCGACCUCUCCGCAUACAAGCUCUCGGCUUGGACGUGCGACCCAAGGGCCAUCCCAAAGGUGGUGUGGUUGCACAUCGCCGAGAACGAGAUCGUGGGUGCCACGGCGAACAACCUCCACUUCAGCAACCUUCCUCCAUACCUCCGGCGGAAGGACGUUCUCAGCUACCGCGUUCUCGUGCAUAUCCGGAACGUUUACAACUUCGACCCGGCCAACCCGUCGCCACCGCCUUCGCCGCCGGAGUCCGACGACGGCGACAGCGGCCACGACGACAACCCCGAUAGGCACCACUUCCACCGGGGAACCGGGCCCCGCAUCUAG